This is a messenger RNA of Penicillium concentricum, 1314 nucleotides long. RefSeq lists its product as uncharacterized. Lineage: Eukaryota; Fungi; Ascomycota; Eurotiomycetes; Eurotiales; Aspergillaceae. The record is from RefSeq and is a predicted model, not a curated record. Gene Ontology annotation, molecular function: nucleic acid binding; zinc ion binding. The coding region runs from base 1 to 1314 and encodes 437 amino acids. The transcript has a single exon.
AUGAUGCGCGAGACCCUUCAGCUAACCGUCCGCGGCACUGACCGUGCCAUCGUUGACCCUCUUCGCAGGAGAGAGGAUGAGCUGGUCAAACGGCUGAACAGAUCCAUCAAUGACGUAGCUAGGGAGCUAGAGAAUGCUGAGCCUAGCACGAGACUUCUAGACCGAGUCGUUUCCGCAGCACGAGUUCUGCCUAGCGGCGACAUCCUCAUCCAGGUAGAUGAUAUCAAAGACUACGAAGACCUCAUCAAGGCUGCCCCCGCCGGAUUUUCCGACACCUGGUGCCAGGUGCUCGGCGAGAACGCGGGACUGAAAAGACAAACCUACGCCGUGGUGGUCCACGGCGUGACUUGUCGAUUCUCUCCCUCCGCCACAGACGCGAGGAGGCAGCUGAAAGCCGAGAACGUCAAACGAAUAUCUACUGCUGCCGAGAUCGUAUACAUGGACUGGCUGAUGACCAAGAGGAAAAUGGAAGAAACGAGGCCAGAGUCCACGAAGCUCCUGAUCGAGUUCGCCGACCCAUACGCUGCCAACCAGGCCAUUUUACGUGGUCUGGCGAUCUACGGAAGGAACCACGACUGCCAGUUCUUCGACGGCAGUCACCGCCUCCAGCAAUGCUACCGCUGCCAGAUGUACGGACACAUAGCCCGAAAUUGCAAGCGAGACGAUCACUGCGCCUACUGCGCAGGGGAUCAUGAUUCCAAGGAGUGCCCAUAUGCGCACGACCGCCGCAAGGCCAAGUGCGCUGAGUGUGUCAGGCACAAGAAACCCGAUCUCAGUCACUUUGCCUUUGAUCGGGGAUGCCCUAUUCGGGGCGAAGAGCUGGCAAAGAUCCAGCUCAACAGACGCCAGGGCCCGCAGCUACACCCGGAACGAUAUAGCGAGCCCGCCACGCCGCCAUCCAGCGAAGAAGAUCACCCUACACCCUACGAAACAGUCCAGGCGGAUGCAAGGGCUGCUGAAGCCAGAGCUGCGAAGGCCGCGAAGAAGAAGUCAUCAAGCCGCUCCCGCUCCCGGAUGAAAAAGCGGCGCGUUGUCGAGUCUGGCGAGGACAGUCAAGAAGAGAUAGAAGAGGACCUUCGCGCCCUAUCAAGCUAUGGCGCCCAACCAGUGGACUCCGUGAACGACGUCGUGGUCAUCGACUCGCCCACAGAAACCGGCCAUCUGGAGAGCCCUGCACAUAUAGAAAUACAGCACCGAGGACGCAGUGAGAGCCAUGACGAGCUUCAGGACGGAACUAGCGAGGAAGCUCCCCCCGCGCGCUCCACGCGUCGACAAACACGGAAGGCUCUCCUUGAAAGACCCACUCAAUGUUAA